This is a messenger RNA of Myotis brandtii (Brandt's bat), 457 nucleotides long. RefSeq names its product cytochrome b-c1 complex subunit 9. The transcript has 2 exons. NCBI's taxonomy places the organism in Eukaryota, Metazoa, Chordata, Mammalia, Chiroptera, Vespertilionidae. The coding region runs from base 54 to 242 and encodes 62 amino acids. Gene Ontology annotation, biological process: mitochondrial electron transport, ubiquinol to cytochrome c. The record is from RefSeq and is a predicted model, not a curated record.
GCAAGGUCGGCCGCGGCGCAGGCGCGGUGUCGCGACUUCGGCGGUGGGGAAACAUGGCGGCUCCGACGCUAAGUGGGAGGCUGUACUCCCUGCUCUUCCGCAGAACCUCCACCUUCGCCCUAACCAUCGCCGUGGGUGCCCUGUUCUUCGAGCGUGCCUUCGACCAAGGCGCGGACGCGAUCUACGAAAACAUCAACCAGGGGAAGCUGUGGAAACACAUCAAGCACAAGUAUGAGAACUAGUUCCUCGGAGGCGCCCAUCAAGGCCGGAUGGACCAGGCCCACCCGCCAGCUGUUUGCCCGGAGCCGGGGCCUCAGCGUGAGAAGAUGCUCACAGCACUGUCCACGGACCACGUUUAGCUGUUGUUAUGAAAUGGCUUCACCUGACAGACUCUUAACUUCUGCUGUGUUUGAAGUAUGAUUAGAGUCAUCAGCAAAUAAAUGUAAGCUGUCCUUGA